AUGGCAGGCUCAACGGUGGGGUCGUCAGAGUUACUGGCCGAGAAAAAUGAUCCGAGUCUGGACCAGCGGGUCAGCAUUGCUUUCAUUGUGAUUGACACAUUUUUCAUGCUGGUUUUCUACGUGAGCCGGUAUUUCAAUCCCAAGGCCGUGGGAGUGCCCAUGCUGAUGUGCAAUACGAUGUGCUAUGUGUUUUGUAUGGGGAGUGCGACAACGGGAAUCUUAAUGGUUAAAAUAGGCGGCGUAGGGUCCCACGUCAAUGCCAUCCCUGUGAGCAUCUUUCAGACCUGGCUGCAAUUAUCCAAAGUCCUCGAAUUCACCUACACACUUGCCGUCAUGUUUGCCAAGCUUGCCACUCUAUUUCUCUACUAUCAAGUCUUCGAAGUCUCCCGUUAUCGUCGCGUCAUCGCCGGCAUUGGCGUGAUUAUCAUCCUUCAAGGCUUGAUUUCUAUCAUCUUAGCGUUUUCGAUUUGCCGGCCUUUCAGGUACUUCUGGACCCAGGCAGCUGAUGUCAACGAUGGAACUUGUGGAGACGUCAUGCUUUUUUAUAAGAGCUAUAGCAUUCCGAGUCUUGUUACGGAUGUGAUGAUACUGGUGCUCCCGUGGCCAAUUGUUCUCAAAUUACAAAUGCAUACCUCGGAAAAAAUCGGCCUGAUAUUUACUUUUCUGGCUGCUUCGCUGGGAAUAAUAACAUGCGCACUUCGCUUCUCCGUGUUCUUCACCGUCCCACUCUUCUCGGACCCAACAUGGCACGCCUCAGGAGGUCCCAUGAUAUAUGCCCUCGUCGAACCCUCCAUCUACAUGAUAGCUAGCAUACUGCCCACCACGCGGCAUCUUUACCGGCGAAUCUGCAGUAAAGUGAGACAAGCUGCGCGGCUGCAGAGGGAGAGUAACAACAAUAGCCCGGAGAGAAGCGGCAGUCUUUCUCAGUCGGCAGAACCCCCGCAUAUCAAGAACAGCGACAAAAGUAGCCGCAGAAUCACAGCACGUAUGGAUAUCUGGCAGGAAAAUACAAAUUCAAGUGACGAGGAACUGACACUGGGGAGAGUGGGAUCAGAAUCCGCAGGAAUGGAUUGA
Penicillium odoratum is the source of this 1074-nucleotide messenger RNA. RefSeq lists its product as uncharacterized. The record is from RefSeq and is a predicted model, not a curated record. Bases 1 to 1074 code for a protein of 357 amino acids. Lineage: Eukaryota; Fungi; Ascomycota; Eurotiomycetes; Eurotiales; Aspergillaceae. The transcript has 3 exons.